This is a messenger RNA of Pseudoliparis swirei, 2158 nucleotides long. It is a transcript of the gene caly, whose product is annotated as calcyon neuron-specific vesicular protein. NCBI's taxonomy places the organism in Eukaryota, Metazoa, Chordata, Actinopteri, Perciformes, Liparidae. The coding region runs from base 120 to 722 and encodes 200 amino acids. Gene Ontology annotation, cellular component: endosome; membrane. Gene Ontology annotation, molecular function: clathrin light chain binding. The transcript has 5 exons. Gene Ontology annotation, biological process: G protein-coupled dopamine receptor signaling pathway; endosomal transport; clathrin coat assembly. The record is from RefSeq and is a predicted model, not a curated record.
CUCGCUACCACCCCCCUCCCCGUCAGCAGCAUCAGUGAGGUCCGAUCCAGUCCAUCGGCGAACAAGCGAGCACAGAAAACCCACCAUCUGUCCAGGCAUUUUCAGGCAGCUCAGCAGCCAUGGUGAAGCUAGGCAGCAAUCUGUCAGACAAACUGGAGAAGCAGCCGUCUGCGGAUGACGGCUUUGAUAACAUCCCCCUCAUCACUCCCCUGGAGGUCAACCAGCUGCAGCAGCCGUUCGCAGACAAGAUCAUUGUGAGGACGUCAACACAAUAUCAGCUGCAGCAGAAGAAGAAGAACAAACUGUACGAGCCCAAUAUCAGGAAGCUGAAAAUCAACUUCUACAGUGAUGUUUCAGACAAAGCUAAGAUCACAGGUCUGAUCCUCAUCACGUUGGCCUUCCUGACCAGCCUGCUCCUCCUGCUAAUGUACAAAGCCAUGUGGUACGACAAACUUACCUGCCCAGAGGGUUUCAUCCUCAAGCAGAAGCAUUGCACCCCGGCAGCUCUGGAGAUGUACUACACGCAGCAGCAGGAGGACCCGGGUGUCCGCGGCGGGGCCAACAGCGGGCUGUACGCCGCACUCAGCCACCUCAACCAGGUCAAGAGGACCGGGUCUGAGCUGCCGUCGCCAUGGCUACCAGUCAUCAACGCUCUGAAGGAGGCCGAGGUGGCCCAACGAGGUAGUGAGCAGCAGAAAGGAGUGCUUGAGGGAGAGGAGUGACGGGUCUGACAGGAUUGCUGGUGUGAAAGGGAGGAAGUGAUGACGGGGGGGGUGGUAGAGGAGAAGCCCUUUUGAUUGUAUUUGUUCAGGAGUUUAUUUUCCUUUCCCCUCGUGUCGUCCAUCGAACCGCUUGUUUAUACUGGUGCUCCGAAACCAUGAAGGUGUCUGUAUAACUACUGGAAUUGUAAAUCAGCUCUGUAAACCUCAUGUUUACUCAACUUCAAUACACGUAUAUUUCGUUAAUUCUUCUAUUACAGUCUAAUACACAACUUGUGUGUGUGUGUGUGUUUGUGUCGUAAGAUGUUGCGGUUAGAGGCAGGAAUGUUAUUAAAGUGUUGGAGAAUGUGCCUGACUUUUACAGUGUCACUGAGGCGUGAGUAAUCGCCGACAUCUGCAUUCAGUGUGUGUAUGUACACUGUAAAUGUUCAUGUGAGCGCAUGUGUAUUGCAUGCAUGUUUGCAGUUGUGUACGCGUGUGCGCAUACAUCCACACACCGUAUGAUUUGGUGUAUUUAUCAGCGAGAGUAUGAGGUGUGAGAAGAGAAGCGAAGCGAGAGCUCAGACUGAGAAGUGAGGAUAACAAGUUUUUAAUGAGAUCACGGCGAGUUCCUCCUCAUCGCUCCGUCUCGUUAUCUCGUUAUAUCUAUUCAUUUCAUUUCAGAGGGGAACACGUAUGAAAUUCUCAGCAUAUGUGCCCACACUUCCAACUUUAAGAGAAAGAACUAUAAUUGACCAUUUUAAUGUUUUGUCGGAAAAAUGAGAUUUAGCAUGCGAUUAUCUGGAAAUGGUAAAUUGCAGACCUGUUAGUUCGAAAGUGUUUUAAAGAGACUUACACAGUGGCGUUGGAAACCAUCAAACUAUUAAAAAUCUACUGAAAAACUACAACCUCUUUGUCAUUAUGGGUUUUUGUGUGUAGAAUAAGUUGCCAAACAAGUACAUUUUCACUAUUAUAACUUAAAACGACAACGCAAUAAAGUUUGCAACAUGUAAAUGGAGGUGAAGAUAUUCUGAAGCCACUGUACGUCUCUUUGUUAUGUUACAUGAUGAUGUGAGCAACUUACUGUCGUUACGAAUACAACUGGAGAGCUUUUAACUUAUUAAUAAUAAUAAAAAAAUUUACAUUUAAAUAAUGCUGUAUUUCCAUGUGUGGAAGAUGAUUGUAAAUUAUGAGUUUUGUUCCUAUAUUUUGUUUUUGAUGUACGUUGCUGUAAGUAUUCUGUAAUGCCAUUUUAAAUGACAGUUCAACCACAGGGUUGACUCAUUAUAUAUGAACGUAUGAAGUAGCUGCUCUAAUCAUGCAGUAUAGAUGUAAUCAGUGCUCAUGAUGUAUACCUAAAAGCUUCUAUUGUUUUCACAUGUUUCUAUUUAUUUCAUUAACAAAUCUGCGUGUCUAAUACUUGGUGUCUUUCCAACGAUAAAGUUGUGUUUGUAAAUCUC